AUGGCUUCCAACUCUGUGAAGGAUUCUUCCAAUGGCGCUGCGGUGUCGCCUGGUAUCCUGCAGCACCCAUACAUGCGCGCUGCUCUUCCUUUCAUCAAUGGCGGUCUUUCCGGCAUGUGCGCUACCACUGUCAUCCAGCCUGUGGACAUGGUCAAGGUUCGUCUGCAGCUGGCCGGCGAAGGUGCAAAGACUGGUCCCCGUCCCACGGCUCUAGGAAUUACUCGCGACAUCAUCGCAUCUGGAAAGGCUCUUGACCUCUACACAGGUCUUUCUGCUGGUCUUCUCCGACAGGCUGUCUACACCACCGCCCGUCUUGGUCUCUUUGAAACUUUCAUCAAGUCUUUCAACGGCAAGGCUGAGGCCGCAAACCGCAAGGUCACUUUCGCUGAGCGCGCCGCCGCUGGUCUUGCUGCUGGUGGUGUCGCCGCUAUGAUCGGUAACCCAGCUGAUUUGGCUCUUAUUCGCAUGCAAUCUGAUGGUCUCAAGCCUAAGGCGAUCCGCGCUAACUACCGUUCGGUCUUUGAUGCAUUGGUUCGCAUUCCCCGCGCUGAGGGUGUGACUGCCUUGUGGGCAGGUGCUCUUCCGACCGUCAUCCGAGCUAUGGCUCUGAACAUGGGUCAACUUGCUUUCUUUGCGGAAUCUAAGGCUCAGCUUAAGCAGCACACUAGUCUCUCUACUCAGAACCAGACUUUUGCAGCCUCCGCGAUCGCAGGUUUCUUUGCUAGUUUCCUUUCGCUUCCAUUCGACUUUAUUAAGACCCGCUUGCAGAAGCAGCAGAAGGACAUUAAAACUGGCCAGGUUCCUUACCGUGGUGUCUUGGAUUGCGCCCGUAAGGUUGUUAAGGAGGAGGGCUGGUUGCGCUUCUACCGUGGAUUCGGAACUUACUAUGUCCGCAUUGCUCCUCAUGCGAUGGUGACCCUCAUUGUCGCUGAUUACCUGAACCUCAUUACCAAGUAA
Messenger RNA from Penicillium malachiteum, 957 nucleotides. RefSeq names its product putative mitochondrial dicarboxylate carrier protein. Gene Ontology annotation, biological process: transmembrane transport. The record is from RefSeq and is a predicted model, not a curated record. NCBI's taxonomy places the organism in Eukaryota, Fungi, Ascomycota, Eurotiomycetes, Eurotiales, Aspergillaceae. The transcript is spliced from 2 exons. The coding region runs from base 1 to 957 and encodes 318 amino acids. Gene Ontology annotation, molecular function: oxoglutarate:malate antiporter activity.